AUGCAGACUUGGCUAGGCCUAUUUUACAAGUACCUUAACACGCCAGACUGUAGGAGAAAGAGAGACAAAAACCGUCUCCAGCAUGCCACCCACGUUCGAACAAUUUUAGAAGAUAUUGACCUAAAGGGGAAAGACCUCGAGAUGCUAUCAGAAGAUGAAGGAUACAUUGUAUGGACAGAGUGGGUGGACAGAAAAUUAGAAAGAAAGCGGUCAGGUACUGUCCGUUCACACCUUGGCUCUUACAAUCACUUUCUCAAAUUUGUCACCAAACAGAGGGUGAGAACAGACGAUGUUAAGGAGGUGAUCUCUGCCUGGUGCCAAACCACUGACCUUGACAUGCGUCCUCAAAAAAAAAACGAGAAAAUUCUCAAGACCUGCGAUAAUAAGCUGACUAAUGAUGAUGUAGAGAAAUUCCAUAGAAGCAAAGCAAUCUUAGAAAUCCAAGACUUCGUAGAGGCAGCAGUGUGAGGAGAACCACUGAGCAAUGUAGAAAAAUGUGAGUUGCAUGAUUACAUCUUGACCAUGCUCACCUUGACCGUGCUGGAGAAGCUAACUUUGGAAAAUUACACCACUGCAAGGGUCAAUCCCAAAAGUGGCAGAUGAGUGAUCUUGGUCCCAAAUCACAAAAGAUCAGUGGACGGCCCCACCAUGCUACCUGUGAAAGAAUAUGUUCAGAACCUCUUGGAUGUUUGGGUGAAGUUUAUUCGGCCAGCCUUUUCAGAGAAAGGUUUUAAGAAUCUCUUUCUCCAGAUAGAUGGAACUGCUUUUGACGGCUGGACCAUUGGAAAAUGA
Messenger RNA from Porites lobata, 792 nucleotides. Lineage: Eukaryota; Metazoa; Cnidaria; Anthozoa; Scleractinia; Poritidae. The record is from the annotation of a GenBank genome assembly.